Molecule: messenger RNA, 1633 nt
Organism: Conger conger (European conger)
Lineage: Eukaryota; Metazoa; Chordata; Actinopteri; Anguilliformes; Congridae
Gene: rfxap
Product: regulatory factor X-associated protein
Exons: 3
Coding region: 303-947 (214 amino acids)
Biological process (GO): regulation of transcription by RNA polymerase II
Cellular component (GO): nucleus
Source: RefSeq, a predicted model, not a curated record
UAUUGUGGCUAGCUUAAGCGCUCCGGCAAGCUCGAGCGUCCUCAAUAUUUAAAAUGUAUGAAUUUAAACGUGAAGAUACGAACAAAGAACGCAUGUAAAUAUAUAUUAGGCACACUAUCUAAUGCAAUAAGUCUACAAUUGAUUAGCUGGUUAGUUCAAUCGGAAUCGAAAGGGAACUAGCUAAGCUAGCAAGACAGCUAAUGUGUGCGCGAUAGUUGGCUGUUGACAUUCGGCGCUGCUUUCUUUGUUCGUGAUCUGUUUUGACCGGUUCAGCUGCAAAGCCCCUGUUUGCGAUCGCAAGAAUGAGCGAGGAGGAUAAUGCUACUUGUACGACUCCAGUGAACAAGGAUUCAAACAUUUCGCUUUUGCUCACCAAAGACGGACAGACGUACUUCGUGGACAAAAGUGGGGUUGUGGAAAGCCGGAAUGUGGUCACGCCGCACGAGCCGGACAGUGUGUUCCCUUUUGACAUGGAAGAUCCCGGCGACGAGAGCGACGUGCUGGAAACCACCGACCCCAGGGACAGCACUGCCAGCCCGGAGGACCUGAACGACGAGGAGACCUUUGGCGACAACGAGAAUGUGACCAAGAAAUGUACUUACGAGGGAUGCAGUGAGACCACCACCCAGGUGGCCAAGCAGCGGAAGCCCUGGAUGUGCAAGAAACAUCGUAAUAAAAUGUACAAAGACAAGUACAAAAAGAAAAAAAGCGACCAGGCCAUGUCAAGCGGAAAAUUAGACGAAAGCGCUGAGGAGAGACCAGUUUCUGUCACCAAGCAACGUCUGGGCAGCGUGGGAGAGCGUCCGGCGAGGCCGUCUCUCAUAGAACAAGUGUUGAACCAGAAAAGACUGUCGCUGUUGAGGAGCCCAGAAGUGAUCAGCUUCUUGCAGGAGCAACAGAGGCUGCUAACGGCUCAGACUCGCGCCCAAACGCAGCAGGACUAUUAAGGCUGUUAGCCGCGUGCUUCCGUUAGCGGCCAGAUCUCGGUCAGGAAAGUCUCAGCGGGCGAGUUUGGACAGCUCCACGCCAACCGCGGCCACCAUAAUGGGACGCAGGAUCGACGCUUUUUGUUCGCCAGAAGGGCUUGGCGGACCACGACUGGACUGUAAUCUCAACCGUUGUGAAAACAGUGUGCGCCAUUUGAUAAGGAUUUUUUUUUAUCGUUGCACGGUAGUGCUGUUUGUUCAGCAAUCUAUUAGAUCAGCAACAGUCACUAGUGUCGCUGUGACUAAACCACUUUUAAAUUACUCCAAGAACCGCACGUUUCAAACUCGACCUUCCUUUGAACAUGCGCUUACUGAUUUUUAAAUUAUUCAUCAAAUGUCUAUUUAUAAACUGAAUAUAUUUAUACAUCAGCUCGCAUAUUAUUUAGCAAAUUACGUGUCCAGAUAUGUUAUGGCAAACCCUGAUAGAAAUUCCAGCGAGUAGUUAUCCUUAUUGAAUUAAAAAUGGUGGAUAAUACUCUUGACCUUUUAAGUGAUCAGGUUUUAAAGAAAGACGCAAUUCGUCUCUUUAAUAGUUUUUUUUUUUUUUUACAUUUGUGAUUUACAAUAAUGCCAUACUGUAUUGCAUGACUUGUCAAUAUUGUUCGUUGUAAUUCGAUUGUGCAGAAUAAAACCGAAUUAAGUGUGGA